Acanthoscelides obtectus is the source of this 2710-nucleotide messenger RNA. The record is from the annotation of a GenBank genome assembly. NCBI's taxonomy places the organism in Eukaryota, Metazoa, Arthropoda, Insecta, Coleoptera, Chrysomelidae.
CAGUGAGAUACAAAUUGUCAACGUCAAAGCAUACAACUCUCAAUUCAAAAGCACUGGAAAGCACCUUUGAACUCCUGUAAAACUUAAGAACACCGAAAUUAUUGCAGUCAUUUAAUGACACUUGAUGAUCAUUUGAUUAAUUACUAUUCCUAACCACUUUUUCUGUGACUAUUGCAUUUAUUAUAAGAAACAAAAUAUUCCAAGGCAGCCCAGUAACCCAUGUGACAUUCACCUUAUUUACAAUAUGCAUACCUCUUUGGUUGAAAAUAGAUUUUUCUCAGAAUGUGGCAUUAGAACACAAUCAUCAUCACUUGGCUGUGACUGAGAGAUGUGUGGUUUUGGGGGCUCUUUCAAAGUUGCGGGUAACUCGUACAAUACGGUAUGAUACUUGGAAGCAUUUACUGGUGGUAUGCUGAAACACCAUGACCCUUUUCCUUUAUAUAACUCAGCCAGACUCGCUCCUAGCCAGGUCCUUUCCGAGUUAUCGGGAUCAUCUUUUUCCAUAUCAAUUUCCAUGUCCUACGAAUUCUUAUCCGGCACUUGAGGUCUUAUGCCUUCAAGAGAAGAAUUUAGUAACAGAAACUGCUGAUACUAAUAAAAAAACAUUCCGAAUGGAGGAGCACUGGAGAAGUGCAAUCACUCGUCAGUCACUUCAAAAACAAAUACAACAAAAUUUCUUGAACAAAACCUAACCUCAACAAAUUCAUCAUAUUAUGACAUAGAGCUUAAAGUGAAAGAAGUGAAAUGGCCUGGAUUAAAAUACCUUUUCCCCAUGUUUAUCCCUAAGAAUUCAUUCAGUAUAAAUGUUAUAAGCAGUAAUACGUAUGUGGUUCCACUUAGCUUCUGUAAACCAUCAAGGUGGGAUUCAGACACAAUUCAGAUAAAAACAUUGUGUUUAACAUUUAUGGCUUUAGUAGAUAUAUCCCAUUCUGUGUAGCGUUUUCGGUCAGUGUUCAGAGAGUUUCACUCUCUUUCCCCCGGUAUCUGCCCAGUAUCCCACAAAACAUAAUAUACACUCUGUAUCCUCCGUAAUCAGUUAUCGAUUUUUUGACAGCCAUGUGUUUAUAACCAUACUUUUUUCAAAAAUCUUUUUAUUCCAAUAUGUUUUUGAACAAUUUUAAUCUGAAAUGUAGAUAUCUUCGAGUAGUAUCACACAUCAAGCGAUAUUCCACCGACAUUGCUAAUCAUGAAGUGAUAUCGGAUCUACUUGGAAUUAGUAUUCAAGAAGCGAUGUAUUAUGUUGAAAAGAGAAGAUUGAAGAAUAAGGAAACACAGUCACUUAUAAAAUCCAUUCAGUAUUGUCAGUCAAUAGGAUUCAAAAAUGAUGACAUUUUGUGGUGUCCAAUGUUGCUGACACAGCAUCCACUGACGGUAGAACACCACUAUUUAGCUAUGAAAGAAGGAGGGUUCUCAAACAUUGAACCCAUCAUUUUAGCAAGAGCAAUUCAUUUUAUGAAAAAAGAAGUAUUAAAUUUGAAAAAAUGUGCCAUAAUUAUGGAUAAAACUGAUGUAGCUCGAAGUUUGGUAGAGCAUAUAGAAAAUAAAGAAAUUGCUGAAAAGGUUUAUGAAAGACAUGAUGAUUAUACACCCUGGAAUAUAGUACAUAUGAAUAUACUCAAAUCAUUUUUAAAAUGGCGAUUGAAUGCAGGUGAAGAUGAUAUAGUGAAAUUAUUUACUGUGCACAGGAUGAUCAUAAACAAAAGUUUUCGAAUAAUCCAAGAAAACAUUGCCAUAGCAGAGGAACUGGGCUUUAAUUCAGACAAAAUAUUGAAAAAUGGAUUUCUGUUGAACAACUAUCCAACCUAUGCCAGAACUAUUUUGGAAGAUUUUUCAAACUUAGCUGGAGCAGAUAUGAAGAGAGCCAUUAAACAUCAUCCAAAACUCCUGACAAGGCCACCUAGAAACAUAAUCAAAAUUUAUGGGAUUUUGAAGGAGUUUGAAAUACCAGAUGAGUUGAUAAGAAAAGGAAUGAGUGUCUUCUCGAUGUCUCCAGAAACUGUUAGGGCAAGGUUGCAAGCAAUAGAAGGCGAUCCUGAUAUGAAGACCCUCUUAAAACAUCCAAGAAUAAUUGAUUUUCUUUUACACCACCAAAAAGUCACGAAAAGGCUGUCUUUCUUACAAGACCUCCAACUGAGGUGUGCUAGUUUUCAAGUUUUAGGUACUAGUAAUGAAGAUGAAUUUAACGACUACAUUAGGGAAGGCAAAGACAUAAAUCAUCCGGCUGACAUUAUAUUUUUUCUGAAGAGCAUAUUCAAAAUUGAUGAUCCAAGUCUUAAAGAUAAAAUAAAAAGGCAUCCACACUAUUCACGAAUACCACUGAAGGAUAUGUUAGAAACAUAUAAGUUUUUAAUCCAUCGCAAGUUUCGUAAAAUGCACAUAUACAAAGCUGUACAUAUCUUAUUAUAUCCAAAGGCUAAAAUAGAAAAAGUCAUUAAGUGUCUACGAAGUGGCGAGGUACCUAAUGUAAAAUAUAGACCGUUGAGUCAAGUUGACAGACUGAAUCUCAUAAUAUAUAUGAUUGAGAAAGAACACCAUUUUACUGGAAAUGGAGUAUGGAUGAAUGGACGAAAUAAGACAGAAAACCACCCUGACAUAACAGAAGAAACUGAUUUGUGUGAUGCUCCUGUUGAAAAAAUUAAAAUGUGAUAACUACUUGUGCUUUUAUAUCUAUUUAUAUAUGAAAAAUAAAAUAAUUUACAUAGCCUCUCUA